ACACACAGUCCCAACACUCUGCUUCUUUCACCAUUACUCUCCUGACUUUUUUUCUCACUUUGUCAUAUCCAUUGGACUCACUCACAAGACUCAACACUACACUACUACCUCCUUUUUCUUUUCUUUUUCUCUUUACCCAUCUCUUUACUCUUCCAUCAAAAUGCUUAGAUUCAAACUCAAAAUUUCUUGCUUCUAAUUUAAUCUUCACUUACAAUGCUGAUAAAAUCACUCCUUCUAAUUCCACUUCUUUUCUUCUUCACAUCAUAUGUAGAUGGCUCACACUCACUCUCUCACUCACACUCACACUCACCCAGUAGUAGUAAGGAUGCUAGUGCUCUGUUAGAUUUUGCUAAAAAAGCUGAUAUAAACAACAAUCUAUGGUUUAACACAUCUUAUUCUCAUUGCAAGUGGCAAGGUGUUGAGUGUCUAAAUCACAAAGUAGUUCGUUUAGUGAUUGAAAGCUAUAAUCUUGUAGGUGGUAUUAUUACGCCUAACUCGUUAACUCGGUUAGACCAACUCAGAGUUUUGAGUCUUCGUAAUAACUCGUUAAGUGGGCCCAUCCCAGACCUUACUGGUCUAUUCAACCUCAAAGCUCUUUUUCUUCACCACAAUGAUUUCUCUGGCUUGUUUCCACCGUCGAUCAUAACUCUCCAUCGCAUCAGAACCGUUGAUUUUUCUUACAAUAAUCUCACUGGCGAGUUACCCACCUGGUUGACUCAGCUGGACCGGCUUUACAGUCUCCGGCUUGAGUUUAAUCGCUUCUCUGGAACCAUCCCACCUCUAAAUCAGUCAACUCUGUCAGUGUUCAAUGUUUCAAGGAACAAUCUUAAUGGUCCUAUUCCUGUUACACGAGCAUUAUCUCAGUUUAGUCUGUCUUGUUAUUCGCAAAACCCGGGUUUAUGUGGAGCCAUUCUACAUAAAGAAUGUAAUAAGACACAUUUCUUUGGAUUCAGCUUCGGCCCUGCCCCUGCUGCGGAGCCAGAGCCUUCAUGGGCAGGGGCGGGGCAGCAGAAUGCGCAAUUGCGCGGAGUAGAGCUGAGUAAGCCAAGUGGAAAGAGUCACACUGGUAAAGCUAUUAUCUGGGGGUUUAGUAUAGGAUUAAUGGUUCUUAUUGCUUCCAUUACUUGUUUUGCUUUAGCUGUGAGGAAUCAGAGGAGAGACAAUCACAGGGAAGGCACAAUGGCUUUGGAUUAUUCGGCCACAGCGAAUGCAGCUGCAGUGAUGAGAACAGAAGAGGAGAGGGAAGAGAAAGUGAAGAGCGCGCAGCAAGAAGCAGCAGCAGCAGUAGCAGUAGCAGUAGGAGGAAAGAGUGGGAGCUUGGCAUUCUGUGCGGGAGAGACGGAACUUUAUACAUUAGAACAGUUGAUGAGAGCUACAGCUGAACUGUUGGGAAGAGGGACUAUUGGUACUACUUAUAAAGCUGUGUUAGAUAAUCGUUUGAUUGUGUGUGUGAAAAGGUUGGAUGCUACUAAGAUUGGAAGUGCAGGGAAUGAGUUGUUUGAGCGUCAUAUGGAAUCAGUUGGUGCACUUAGACAUCCUAAUUUGGUACCAUUGAGGUGUUAUUUUCAGGCAAAAGAUGAGAGACUUUUGGUCUAUGAUUAUCAGCCUAAUGGCAGCUUGUUUUCUCUCAUACAUGGUUCUAAGUCAGCAAGAGCAAAGCCUCUACAUUGGACUUCAUGCUUGAAAAUAGCAGAGGACGUGGCACAAGGCCUUUCAUAUAUUCAUCAAGCAUGGAGACUAGUCCAUGGCAACCUCAAAUCCUCUAAUGUUCUCCUCGGCUCUGAUUUUGAGGCCUGUAUAACGGAUUAUUGCUUAAGUGUCUUAACUGAGUCGUCAUUAACGGAAGAUGAUCCUAGUUUGUGGGCAUAUAAAGCACCAGAAAUCCGUAAGGCAGAUUCAGAAGCAACAUCUAAAUCUGACGUAUAUGCUUUCGGAGUGUUGCUACUUGAGCUCUUGACAGGAAAACCACCAUCUCAGCAUCCGUAUCUGACUCCAAACGACAUAGUACACUGGGUAAGAUCUGCAAGGGAUGUUGCGGAUGGCGGUAGUGAUGAAAAUAGGCUUGUGAUGCUUCUUGAGGUGGCUAUAGCUUGUAGUGUGGCGUCCCCGGAGCAAAGGCCUAACAUGUGGCAAGUUUUGAAAAUGUUACAGGAAAUCAAGGAGGCAGCAUUGAUGGACGAAGAUACUGAAUUGCACCCUGGUGAAGGAAUAUCCUAGGCUAAUUGAUUGCAUAUAUUAUUUUCUACUAAUCAAGUUAUGCAACACGGAUUAAAUUUGAUGGGGAUAUCUUACUCUACCUUUUGUUCAUACUUAUAUUAAUUCUCCAUAAUUUUUGUGUUUUUCUUUC
Molecule: messenger RNA, 2347 nt
Organism: Beta vulgaris subsp. vulgaris (sugar beet)
Lineage: Eukaryota; Viridiplantae; Streptophyta; Magnoliopsida; Caryophyllales; Amaranthaceae
Product: probable inactive receptor kinase At5g67200
Exons: 2
Coding region: 214-2217 (667 amino acids)
Biological process (GO): protein phosphorylation
Molecular function (GO): protein kinase activity; ATP binding; protein binding
Source: RefSeq, a predicted model, not a curated record